UUAGCUGUUAGCAGGCCGAGGGAACCACUUCACUCAUUAGGGCUCCUUUAAGCCUCUCUCCCCCCGCUGCCCCUCCUCAUUUUCUGCAUGACGCUCCCUGCGCUCUCCCUCCCCUCUUUCUAACUUUGUUCGUCCCUUAAACAAACGUCUCAACAACCAUAUUGAUAAGUUCUCUAAAACCACUGCCGUGACGAGAAAGAAAUGAGCGUUGUGACGACGGGAAAACGUUAUUGUGAGCAGCUCUUCUGACAGCUGUGCUCCUUCGGCAAUGCUACAGUCCCCACUCUGAUGAGACGAUGAGAACCUACACCCGUGGGGCCCCCACAGUCUUCUUCAUAAGUCUGCUGUGGCCCCUGCUUGCCCCGGUGGCGGCGGCGCAAGUGGACCCCAGCGGAGGAAUCCCCUUCAUGGGAGGCAACUACAAUGGCCAUCCCAUGCUGUACUUCAGUCGGGGCGAUGUGGAGGAGCUGCAGUACGCGGCCGCCGGCACUCAUCGGGACAUGGCGAGGAGGAUACGCGAGGCUGGGGAAAGCAUGCUGGAGCAUCCCGAGAUGUACCUGCCCCCCUGGAGCCCCGCAGAGUUCAGCGCCCGCUGGAACGAGGUUUACGGAAACAACCUGGGCGUGCUGUCCAUGUUCUGCCUGCUGUACCCACAUAGGGCUGGGGCCCUCGACCUGGUCAAAGACUACAUGGAGAGGAUGGCGGCUCAGCCUAGUUGGUUGGUUAAAGAUGCCCCCUGGGAUGAAGUUCCUUUGGCGCACUCUUUGGUCGGGUUCGCCACCGCUUACGACUUCCUGUACGAGUACUUGAACAAGGGCCAGCAGGAGCGAUUCCUCCAGGUGAUCGGCAACGCGUCCCGCCUGAUGUACGAGAAGUCCUACGUCCGAGGAUGGGGGUUCCAGUACCUGCACAACCACCAGCCCACAAACUGUGUGGCGUUGCUCACAGGAAGCCUGGUGUACAUGACCCAAGGUUACCUCCAGGAGGCCUACCUGUGGACCAAGCAGGUCCUGUCCAUCAUGGAGAAGUCCAUGAUCCUUCUGCAGGAUGUGACGGAUGGCUCCCUGUAUGAAGGCGUGGCCUACGGGACUUACACCACCCGCUCUCUGUUCCAGUACAUGUUCCUGGUGCAGCGCCACUUUGCCAUCAGCCACUUCGACCACCCCUGGCUGCUGAAACACUUUGCCUUCCUGUACAGGACCAUCCUGCCAGGAUUUCAGCGGACUGUAGCCAUUGCAGAUUCCAACUACAACUGGUUCUACGGGCCGGAGAGCCAGCUGGUCUUCUUGGACCGCUAUGUGUUACGUAAUGGCAGUGGAAACUGGCUGGCAGAUCUGAUUCACCAAAACAGGGUGAUAGAGGGGCCAGGGCAGGCUGGGAAAGGCCAGAGGUGGUGUACUCUUCACACAGAGUUCAUCUGGUAUGACCCAGGACUGUUUCCAAAGCCUCCGUCAGAUUUCGGAACGUCCCAACUCCACUACUUUGAGGACUGGGGCGUGGUGACGUACGGCGGCGCUUUGCCUGCAGACACCAACCGCACAUUCCUCUCCUUCAAGUCAGGGAAGCUGGGGGGGCGCGCCAUCUUUGACAUCGUUCACAUGAACAAGUACAAGGAGUGGAUCAAAGGGUGGAGGAACUUUAACGCCGGCCACGAGCACCCAGAUCAGAACACUUUCACCUUUGCGCCCAAUGGUGUGCCCUUCAUCACAGAGGCACUGUACGGACCCAAGUACACUCUGUUGAACAAUGCGGUCUUGUUCCGCUCCGCCUUCUCAGGGAGUUGCUUUAAGCCGUGGGCUGGACAGGUCACGGAGGCCUGCGAUUCCAAGUGGCUGAAGUACAAGGUGGGGUUGGCGGCGGAUGCCCAGGGCAGAGUGGAAGCCGCCAUGGAGAGACAGGGAAUGGUCUUCAUCCGUGGUGAGGGACAUUCGGCUUAUAAUCCAGAGCUGAAGAUCAGAAACUUCCAGAGGAACCUUCUCCUUCUUCACCCACAGCUCCUGCUCCUCGUGGACCACAUCCACCUGGAUCCAGACAGCCCAGCCGAAGCCAUGACAGCCUUCUUCCACAACACGGAACUCCCAUUCCAGGGAACAAAGGUGGACGGUGUUCAUGGAGCGUUUGUAUCACACGGUGAGGAUCGAUAUCAGAUGUUCUGGAUGGAUGACACAGGCUACAGUAACAAAGGCGUGGUAGGUUACUGGAAUUACCCUCGAGGGUACCCGUACAAUGGCUCCAACUAUGUGAACGUCACAAUGCCAUUGAGGUACCCACACACCAGGGUGGCCUACAUUUUCUUUGGACCGGGCGUGGAUGUGCAGAGCUUCAGCUUGCGUGGCGACGACCAGAGAGUGGAUAUCUACCUGGCCACCAAGGAUCACACCUACACUAUCUACCUGCUGACCGGAGAGGUCAGCAGCAAGCCUCUGUUCGCCAUGGUGCUGCUGGACAACAAAAAGAUUGUGUUCGAGAAGGCGGCGGCGACGGCGGAAGACAGCUCGCCUGAGGAGGUAGAGGAGUACGUCAACGUGAUGGAGGACAACCUCCAGCACGUCAAGCCCGUCUUCCAGCAGAUGGAGAGACACAUCCUCGGGCGGGUUCUCAACACCGCUAGCUUCCGUAAGACUGCGGAGCGCCUCCUCCAGUUCUCCGACAAGAAGAAGACGGAGGAGGUUAUCGAGAAGAUGUUCGCCAUGUCCAAGAAACAGGGCAAGGGUAAAGGGGGGAAGAGAGUGAACCUUGGGGAGAAGCUUUCGGAGAGUCUACCUGACAUUUUUGCACAGAUUGAGGUGAAUGAGAAAAAGGUAAGACAGAGGACUUCAAAGCGUACAUAUGAAGACAGUCCUGAGGAGGGAGAGGGAGAGUCGCGGGCCUUUAUGGAUUACACAGACGGCCGCAAAAACAGAAAGGGGGCCUUUGUCAAGGGCCGCAAAUUCAACGAGGUUCACAUGGUGGCCACGGCAGGCAGCGAGGGUCUAAACAGCACCGCCUCCUACAUCCGACUCUUCCUGCUCCUGAACACCGCCACCUUCUUUCUGCUGCUGGCCGUGUUACUGACUCGUUUCCAGAAAGGUCGGAGUUUGCACACGCAGAGAUGUUUCUACACCAUCCUCCUGAUCGACUGCUUCAUCUUACUGUACCUGUACUCCUCCUGCUCUCACACGCAGUGUUAACGCCAGGAGGGCGAGGGGUCGUCUAACUUCCGGUAGGGCUGGGUACCAAAUUCAGUUCUUUUUAGGCAGCAACCAAAUUGCCUCCUUAGUAUCGAAAAAUGCCUUGUCGUUUUUACCCAAUUACAAUACCUAAGGAGUAAAUAUCAUCGGAGUCAGUGAGCCAAUCAGCAUAAAGAAUGCUUCUACCAAGAUCUAAUAAUGUCUGCGAUUGGCUGUCUGACGUUACACGUCGUAGAGACACGCAGGAAAAACUCUACGUCACACAGACGGCUGGCGGAGUAGGAGCUGGAAAAUAUAGAAAAGGUUUCUGUGUAAAUGCGUAACUUUGGUAUGGCAAAAAGUAUCGUUUAUUGUUUACUGUGUGCGAUACCAAAGUCCCAGUACUGGUAUUGGUACCAGUAUUGAAUCGUUUUGAAUGAUACCCAGCCCUAACUACAGAUCCAAUGAGCUGUUGUUCUGCACCCCCCACACCUCAGUCAGAACCAGAUCUUAGGACACAGUAUUAGGGACACUUUUAGAAAAUAAAAAAUAAAAAUCUGAGAUAUCCUGGGGAAAAAAUAACAUUUUGAGAAAAAAGUUGCAAUAUUUCAAGGAUCGAACAAGUCAUAAUGUUAUGAGAUUCUUUUUUAAAUCCUUAUAUCUGCAGUCUGUCAGCUUGUACUCGUCAGACGAGGGAUGUAAAUGUUAUGAAGUUAUUGGUUUAUAUCUAUAAGCGUAGAUUUUAGGACAUGAAAACAAUG
Molecule: messenger RNA, 3910 nt
Organism: Etheostoma cragini (Arkansas darter)
Lineage: Eukaryota; Metazoa; Chordata; Actinopteri; Perciformes; Percidae
Gene: dse
Product: dermatan sulfate epimerase
Exons: 6
Coding region: 297-3170 (957 amino acids)
Molecular function (GO): chondroitin-glucuronate 5-epimerase activity
Source: RefSeq, a predicted model, not a curated record